GUAGAUCAAAAAUCUAAGGAUCCACUAGAAGGAGGUCUACUGUGCAGUGACCACAAAGAAAACAGCCCUGAAGACCAGGCCAGGAGCAAGUCUCAGGAGUACCAAAUAGAUGAGAAGGGGAAGUCAACAUUUCUAUCCAAAAGCAACUCAAGCCCUUCCACACCAGGCAUUUCCUUGUCCUUGUUUCCUCUAAAAGCCUACAGUUCUCCUGGUUUGUCUGCUUUCUACAAGCAGAACUUCUCAUGGGACUCCCUACACUCUGCCUACAGCUUCAAGCAAAUCCCAUCCCAUCUACACCCUUCCAUGUUGCAGCACUCCAUAAACUUGUACAAUAGUUCUUCUACGACUGACUCAAGCUAUGAUCACCCUCUGAAUUACAGCAUGGGGUACACUUCAGCUAUGGAAACCUACCACUGUGUAAAGUGCAGCAAAGUUUUCUCUACUUCCCAUGGUCUUGAG
Staurois parvus is the source of this 459-nucleotide messenger RNA. The record is from the annotation of a GenBank genome assembly. Lineage: Eukaryota; Metazoa; Chordata; Amphibia; Anura; Ranidae.